CACGCCCGAUUCGGGUCACGCCCGGUUCAGGUCACGCCCGCUAGCAGGACGAGCUUCGUCUUGCUAGGCUUUCAUUCGACCACUACUACCAUGCGUUUACAACGCAUAGGGUAGAAAACAGCAACAAGUUAUUCUCGUUUGUGUCGAUCUGCUUUGCUCCACAAAGAAUACUUGCAUUGCGGAUUCAUUCCAGUAAGAGGCGCUAGUUAGCCAUUUUGUUUUGUCUUAGUUUGCUUGAGCUAGCCAAAUCUCAUCCACCGUGUGCUGAUAACUUUGUCCCGCCGUCAUGCCGGAGUUCAUGGACGACCCGUCGCAGCUCACCAAGGAUAAACUGAAGAGUGAGCUGCUGGCCCACAACGUGGAGCUACCCAGCGGCAACCACACUAAAGACGUGUACGUGCAGCUUUAUUUGAAGAACUUGACCGCCCAGAACAAGCAGCACGCGGCGGCCACUACUUUGGACGCGUUCUCCAGCGACGAGGAGCUGCCCCCGCCCGUUGUCUCCAACAGAAGUAGAUCCUCCGGCAAAAAAGCCCCCCGGAAAACUGACAAGGUCCUGCCGAUUGAGCUGGACGUGACUACGCUGACUGACGAAGUUCUGAGGGAGGAACUGCUCAAACAUGGAGUGCAUGCUGGCCCGAUUGUAGCAUCCACUCGUCAGCUGUACGAGAAGAAGCUGCAGAAGGUCCUUGAUGACAGUCCUGCGCAGGCAACAAUAACAAAGAUAGUGGUCACAGAGAUCCAAGUCAACCACAAUGGCAACUCUGAAUCAGAACUCUACAGUGACAAGGAGGAUGAUGUGAUAGCAGAACCUGAGCCAGAACCAGUUCCCGUGGUGGAGAAGCCUGUUAGAAGCAGAGGGAAGACUCCAGUCACAACCCGUACCCGCAGCAGCCAGCACAAGGCGGUGGAGAAGAUAGCAGCCAGUGACGAAACCCCCAAAGCGGUCGAGAAGGAUGUUCUGAAGGAGCUGUAUCCCAAUGAUGUCAACAGUCCACUAGGAAUCACGGCGACUUGCAGACGACCUAUCCGUGGAGCUGCCGGACGCCCCGUGACCUCCCUUGAUCUCUGGAAUGAUGAAAACUCCUACUUUUCUCCCAAACCUGCCAGAAGCAUCAGCAACUCCACCUCUUCCUCCUACAUAGAGAGCCGCAUUAUCAACAGAGUCAACAGCCCUCCAACUUUCUCCCCCCCCACUUUCAAGUCCUUGCCAAGCACCGCCAAGCUCCUGUCUGCGACGCCCCCUGCUGGUCCAACCAAAGUAGCACGCCCGGGCAUGUCUUGGUGGAAAAAGGUGCUCCUAAUGGCCAUAGGGGCUGCGUUCCUGUUCUUUGUUUACCAAGCAAUGGAAACAAACACCAUCAACCCGUUUUCAGCAGAAAACUCAGAGGUGGUGAGUGGGAGCAAAGCAUAAAAGUUCACCACAUGGCAAAAGGACAGUCUACUCAUAAUUCAUUUUUCUGUGAAUCACCAAUAUAGUCUUUUUUAUGGCUAUAAUAUACAAAAACAUAAAAACAGUAGCUAAUUAUUUGUCUUUUUUGUAUUGCAUUAUUGCAUGGUGUGAGUGAAUUUAGUUUUUUAACUACCUUAGUCAUUAACAGUCUUGAAGAUGGAGUUUGAAACUGUGUGUUGUUUGGUUUUUUUAACCUGUCCGUCUUUCUUGAUGAUGAGAAGGCUUUUUGUUAUCCAAAUACUUUUCAAUUGUAAGCCUUAGCAAUAUUUUUCUGAAAUGGUUUCUUAUGAUAAAAUGCCAGAUUCUACCCAAUUAUGCAUUCAUGUCACAAUAUUUUGAAUAUAUUCCCAAUAAACUAUGAAUAUGGGAUUGUGUUUGUGUA
Molecule: messenger RNA, 1835 nt
Organism: Dunckerocampus dactyliophorus (ringed pipefish)
Lineage: Eukaryota; Metazoa; Chordata; Actinopteri; Syngnathiformes; Syngnathidae
Gene: tmpoa
Product: thymopoietin a
Exons: 6
Coding region: 287-1414 (375 amino acids)
Molecular function (GO): DNA binding
Source: RefSeq, a predicted model, not a curated record